This is a messenger RNA of Xyrauchen texanus (razorback sucker), 2752 nucleotides long. Its product is annotated as E3 ubiquitin-protein ligase RNF114-like. The transcript has 6 exons. NCBI's taxonomy places the organism in Eukaryota, Metazoa, Chordata, Actinopteri, Cypriniformes, Catostomidae. Gene Ontology annotation, biological process: ubiquitin-dependent protein catabolic process; protein polyubiquitination. The coding region runs from base 49 to 714 and encodes 221 amino acids. Gene Ontology annotation, molecular function: ubiquitin protein ligase activity. The record is from RefSeq and is a predicted model, not a curated record.
UGUUGCAGUGUCACUGGAGUUCAAGAACACGGAACACGAACAGCAGACAUGGCAAUGCUCAAAGAAAGCCAUCAAACAGAUUCAAGCGAGGCUGGAGAGGGGCAGUUUGUGUGUCCCGUGUGUCUGGAGAUAUUUAACCGUCCGAUGACCACACAGUGCGGACAUACAUUCUGCCAUAGUUGCCUUCAGGAAUGCUUGCGACCUCAGAAACCAGUGUGUGCAGUCUGCAGGUCUGAUGUGCUUGAGUGGACUAAAGCAGAUCAUUUGGAGAACUUGAUUGACAAAUCCACUGGAAAAUGCAGAGGCUGUGGAAAUAAUUUUGCUUUGUCCCAGAUGAGGCAUCACACAGGGACCUGCUCCAAGUAUCAAGACUAUUUCAAGGAGGGUAUGAAGUCCAUUUCCCAGAAGCAACCUUCUAUUAUCAGUUCAGUGCCGAACCGCUACACAUUCACCUGUCCCUUCUGUAACCAGAAGAACUUCGACCAGGACGGUCUAGUGGAACACUGUACCUCCAAACAUGCACACGACCCCUGUUUAGUGGUGUGUCCAAUCUGUGCCUCCAUGCCCUGGGGUGACCCGAAUUACAUGAGCGCCGACUUCUUUCAGCACCUCAAAAUAAGACAUGCUUUUUCUUACGAUACUUUUGUUGAUUACGCCACCGAUGAGCAAGCCAUGAUCCAGGAAGCUCUGCAGCGCUCUCUCAUGGAUAACUGAUGUGAGGGACACAUGAACCUCCUGCUAAAAUUAAAGGAAUAGUUCACCAUAAAAUGAAACCCAGUAAAGAGAACCAUGGAAAUUCUGUUAUUAUUUGAUCAACCUCAUGUCGUUCUGAACCCAUAUGUUGUUGUUGUUUUUGUAGAGCAAGAAAGUAGAAACUUUCAAGAAUCUUUAUUGUUAAAUGGCACGGCUUGCAUAAAUAUUGUUCAGAGAUUUCUCCUUUGUGCUCUCAAAAAGCAGCGUACUGGUUCGGAACAACAUGAGGGUCCGAAUUUUCAUUUUUGGGUGAAACAUUUAGCAAACACAACCAAAAAUCAAUGUUUAUGAUUAAACAAAUUCAGGGCUUUUUAUGCUACAUUAUUAAAAUCAAUUUAUUCAUAUUUCAUAUAUCAUGUAGUGGACACGAUGAACAUUCGUUGGUUACUCUAAAACCUCUUGGCUGAAUAUUGCUGAUUAUGAAUCUGCCAAACUCUGUGAAGUGUCAGUUUAAUUAUAACACUCUCAGCCAUAUAUCUCAUACAUUCAUGUAUCACAUAUUUCCAUACACAUUCUGAGCAGAAAGGUGUCUGCCAUUCUAAUAUACACUACCAAAAGUUUUGAAACACCUUUUGCCUAGAAUUUGCAGACGUAUGUCAAGAUGUACUCUUGACAUUUUCUCAACCAACUUCUUGAUCUAUGAUCUUUUUAAACAGAACAUAGAGUUCCCAUCUAUAUUGGACACUUGUUGCCUGCUUUUCUUUAUUACUUGGUCCAAGUUAUCCAUUUCAAAAACUGUUUAAUUACAUUUUAGUUUAAUUUAGUUUAUGAAAUAAAUUAAUAUGGUGGCACAAUUAUAUUUUUGUCUACAAAAUUAAUUUCAAACAUUUAAACAUAUGCCUUCAGAUCAAAAGAUUUUUAAGAUCAUGAGAUACAUGUCAGUCAAGUGUUUCAAAACUUUUGACCGGUAGUGUAGAUUUAUAAAGAUUUAUGGACCAUGUUAUAUUUAAUAAUAAUCAACUAUAUUAAACACUUAUAAAGUGAGUUUAUUCUGAAAUUUUCAUCAUUUCGAUUGGUCAGUUUGAUCCUGAGCUAGUAAGAAUACACUUUUUUUUCUUUUCUUUCUAUAGGCUUGUUUAGUCUUAUUUUGUGAGCAACCAAUGAGCAACAUACUGGAAUGAGUUUGUGUUCAUAACAGCAGGGGGCACAAUUGUAUCAUUAGUCCACCUUACUGUCUGUUAUCUUUCUCUUCUCAGUGCACUUAUCAGUUUAGAUGUAGAUGCUGGCAAGUUCAUACGUACUUUGCUAGGCCAAAACGUAACCAGAAAAACAGAUCCUGAUAGAAUACUUUAUUUAUUAAUCACCCCCAGAAAUGUUCUGAAAUUUCCCUUUAAUGCAGCAUAAUUUAGCUAAUAAUAGGCAUUUGCACUCUAAUGCUCUAUUUUAUUUUCGUGGUGGUUUAAUGUGUAAGUAGAAGGCAUACUAACAGUAUCAUAAUACUUUUGUCAUAAACAAUGCCUGUAGUUGGCAGACGUUUAAUAAGCUGCUCUGUGUUGAACAAAGUUAUUUUGGGGUUUAGAAUGCCCAAAGUUUGAGGAUAAACUGAGGUACGUAUGUUAUGAAUACCAUAUCCGGAGCCUGUUUAAUUAAUGUGUUUUUGUGCUUAAUGACACUGAUUUAUUGGCCUAUAUAGGUUGCUGGUGAAAAUUGCUUGUGGAUGCUAAAUAACCCCCUUCUUAAAAAAAAAAAAAAAAAGUACUGUAUUGUGUGACUGCUUUUAAGGUUAAUAAGGUUGUAUGCUGUAUGUGAAAGGCAUUUUCCCCCACCAAAUCUAAGCCAUUUUUAAUGCAUGGGCAUUCAAUUCAAUUAGGUUACAGUGUGAAUCUCUGCCUCGCCUCCGCUCUAACUCCAUUACUGUUGUUCGUUUCCUCUCCCCCAGAGACUGUCAGCUCUCAUGUCUGAAGGUGCUAAAUCCUGAUAAAUUAAAGCUCUUUAAUUAUUUAAACACUGGACCCUGAAAUCACUGUGAGUGAUUUAUACCGGUGUGUUCGAUAUGUUG